Molecule: messenger RNA, 1037 nt
Organism: Hemisphaericaspora subhashii
Lineage: Eukaryota; Fungi; Ascomycota; Pichiomycetes; Serinales; Debaryomycetaceae
Product: ferric reductase-like transmembrane domain-containing protein
Exons: 2
Biological process (GO): copper ion import; intracellular iron ion homeostasis; iron ion transport
Cellular component (GO): plasma membrane
Molecular function (GO): ferric-chelate reductase activity
Source: RefSeq, a predicted model, not a curated record
AUGUUGAGAACAUUUAUUUCUCUUGCAAUUUUCAUUAUUGCUGCUUGUGCUCAUGGGGACAGUGCUUAUACUACAACUGGUGGUAAAUACCCUGCCUAUGCAUGUAAUCUUCAGAUAAAUAUCGAUGUCCUGUUUUGUAACAAAACAUUUGAUUAUGCUUGCUUAUGUCAAAAUGAAAAUGCCCUUGCUACUUAUGCUGGUUGUCUUUCAUACAUGGAUAGAAUUAAUCAUGACACUUUGCACAGAAUGGAUGAAUUGUGUGAAAGAGGAGAAAUUGUUCUUGAACCUAAUUGGAUUGAGGGUGCUCUUGAAAGAUUCAAAAAAUAUGCUAAAAGUGCUGACGAAAUUGAAGGUUUUAAUACCAGUAUUCCGAUCGAUGUUCCAUUUAAAUUGAAUGAAACUGCCAUGAAACUUUAUGAUCGUUCAUAUGCUACAUUCUUACAUAAUUAUGACCACUCAUUAUACUAUGGGACUUCCACUUUAAUGUACUGGUUAUUAAUCAUUCUUAUUGGUGCUGUCACAAAUUGGUCCAAAUUUUUAUUCCCUGGUUCACAAAGAAACUUACUGGUCCUUUUAUCAACUUUUGGAGAAAGCAUGUCUCAAUUCCUGCAGCAUUUGGAAGAAAGAAGACUCAAGAGCAAUCAUUCUGGAAGAUCUUUGACUGUUUGUUACCAUCUCGUUUUGAAUCUAUUGUCAUUUUUCUUUUCUAUUAAGUACACAGCCGAAAUUAGAUAUGUUGCUGAUAGAACCGGUAUUGUCGCUACUAUUAUGAUGCCAUUGAUUAUUUUAUUUGCUGGUCGUAAUAAUUUCUUACAAUGGAUUUCUGGUUACAAUUAUACAGCAUUUAUGGCUUAUCACCGUCAUACUGCAAGAAUCAUGUUCUGUUUAGUUGUUAUCCAUGCAGUUGGUUUCAGUAUUCUCUUUGGAUCACGUUAUGCUAUUAAGAUGCAACAAGAGUAUGUAAUUUGGGGUACCGUUGCUACUGUUGCUGGAGGAAUUAUGUUGGUUCAAGCAAUGUUAUACUUUAGAAGAAGAUG